AUGAAAUUUGAUGAUUUCUUACAUACAAUAAAUGAUUUUGGUCGAUAUCAAAAAUUAAGAUAUAUUUUUAUAUGUUUAACAUACAUGUUACCACCGAUUAUGGUUUACACAUGGUCAUUCACUGCUGCGAAACCAACAUUUCGAUGUAGAUUGUCAGAAAAUGAUAUUGAAUUUAACAGCAAUAGUUCAUUUUUAUUCAAUCAGAGUCAACCUGAUGAAACAUACUGCACAGCAAAUAUGAAAAUAUCUGUUAAAGAAUGUCAACGAUGUUAUAGGAAAACAAUCUCAGACAGGGGAACAGCACAAAUUCAAGCUUGUAAAGAUUUUGUUUUUGAUCGGACGUAUUAUCAGUAUACGCUGGUCGAAGAAUGGUUGAUGGUAUGUGAUCGAACUAUAUAUCGUUCAAUCGUACAAAAUAUAUUCUUUGUUGGUUAUAUGGUUGGAUCUAUAUUUUUUGGAAUUUUAGCUGAUAAAUAUGGUCGCCGUCCAAUCAUGAGUGUUUGUAUAGUUUUGAUGGUUUUAACAGGAUUUGUUUGUAGUUUCUUUCCACAAAAACAAGUAUUUGGAUUCUGGCCAAGUUAUAUAGUAUAUACUUUCAGUCGUUUUAUUUUGGCUUGUUCAACGAGAGGCAUUUCUGUGACCGGAUUUGUACUAAUAACGGAGUUGGUAGGUCCCAAAAAUAAAUUUUUAACGGCAAUCAGUGUGAAAUAUUUUUUUGCAAUUGGACAAUUGGUUUUGGUUGCGUUUGCUUAUUUUAUUCGUGAAUGGCGGCGUUUAUCGUGGGCUUUAUCUAUAUUUACUACACCGUUUAUAUUCUUUCAUUUUAUAUUGCCUGAAUCAGCCAGAUGGAUGAUGAGUAAAAGACAUUAUAUCAAAGCUGAGAAACUACUUCGACAUAUUGCAAUAACAAAUAAAAGACCGUUCGAUAAACAAGCAUUUGAACAAUUGAAAAAUGAACAAGAAAAGAGCACACUAGAUCAAUCGCAUCAUAUGGGUAUUUUGGGAUUGUUUCAAACAAAAAUCAUGUUUAUUAUAUCUAUGAAUUUAUUUUUCCAAUGGUUUGUUCAAAAUUUAGUUUUCUAUGGGGUUUCACAAAAUACUGGUUCUUGGGGUUUUAAUCCUUAUUUAUCCUUUACAAUGUCGGCUCUUGUUGAAAUAUUAUCUUGUAUAGUAUUACAUCCUCUACUCAAUCGAGUAGGACGAAAGUUGCCUUAUUUUAUCGCUGCCAUUUGUUUUGCUGUUAUCACAUUAAUAAUAAUACCCAUUCAAAAUAUAAUAAUUAAGAAUAGCGAAAAACAACGGAUUCUUACAUUUAUUUUGAAUGUAUUAUUGAAAUUUUUUGCAGCUGGUAGUUAUAAUAUUAUUUAUAUUUACGCAAAUGAAUUAUUUCCUACACGAAUAAGAAAUACUGGAAUGGGUGUUUGUUCAAUGAUUGCACGCAUCGGAGCAAUAGUUGGAACAACCAGUAAUGAUAUGUUGAGUCGAGUAUGGAUCAAUCUUCCAAGUGUUCUAUAUGGAAUUCUAUCUCUAAUAGCAGCUCUGUCUGUUUUAAUCUUACCAGAAACAUUGAAUAAGAAUUUACCACAAACAAUUGAAGAUACUGAACAGAUGGGCUUAGUUUGCAUCCCUAUUUUUGGUACUAAACGAGAAUCAAAGAUGGAAGAAGAACAAUGUAAUAAAAAAGAACAUAUUUGUUUACAAAAAACUAAUGCAUUGAAAUCAACAAGUGAAGCAGAUCAAAACAGCAAUCAAAUUAUAAAAGAAAAAUGA
Rotaria socialis is the source of this 1770-nucleotide messenger RNA. The record is from the annotation of a GenBank genome assembly. NCBI's taxonomy places the organism in Eukaryota, Metazoa, Rotifera, Eurotatoria, Philodinida, Philodinidae.